Solanum tuberosum (potato) is the source of this 995-nucleotide messenger RNA. RefSeq lists its product as uncharacterized. The transcript has 2 exons. The record is from RefSeq and is a predicted model, not a curated record. The coding region runs from base 111 to 719 and encodes 202 amino acids. Lineage: Eukaryota; Viridiplantae; Streptophyta; Magnoliopsida; Solanales; Solanaceae.
UUUUUCCCCUUAUCUUGUUUCACCUAUUCAUUCACAUAGAAAGUACCAAAAGAGGAAAAUUGCAUUAUUUUUUUUCAAGAACUGUAUGGUGGAUUUUGUUUGUUUAGAUUAUGAAUGUGAAAAUGAGAUUAGUUUCUUUGGACCAACAAAACAACCAUGGGAUCAUGGAUGAGGAAAAUCAUGAUUCUGAUUCUUCUGAUAUUUUGAGUAAUUUCUCUUCAUCUGAUUCGGAGUUGCUUGGCGAAGAAGAAGAAGAAGGAGAAGGGGAUUCUUCAGAUCCGACUUCUCCGAAUUCUUCUUCUUCUGGUGAUUCAAUAAGUCAUGAUGAACACACAAAAGGAGCUUUGCAAAAUAUGUCCACUCUUCUUCAAGAACUUCCCUUCAAGAGAGGCUUGUCAAAACACUACAAUGGGAAAUCACAAUCAUUCACCUCUCUAUCAAAUGUGAGAAGCUUAGAGGACAUGGCUAAGCCAGAAAAUCCAUACAACAAGAAGCUCAAAUCAUGCAAGAGUUAUGGAGUUUUCUUAGAAGGUUUCAAAUCAAAUAACCUGCAUCCUCCUAUUAGAAGCAAUAGUUCUUCAAGACUAAGCUCAAAGAGAGGCUCAUGUUCAUCAUUAAGAGCAAAGAGAAAUGGAAGCUUUCUUGGGAAUAAUAGUAGACCUCCUGCUCCUCCACAUAGAUCAACUAGUUUUACAAAUCAAACCCCUUUGUUUGCUUGAUGGUUCUUAUCAAAAAAUAUUUAAAAGGAUUUACUAAAUGUAUUUACUUUGUUGUUGUUACUGUUUCUUUUUUCAGCUGGAUGCUAUGUGAUGCUUUCUGUAGUACUUGUUAUAUUUAUUUUUUAUGUUCUUUGAUAUGUGUUACCUGAGUCGGAUAGAGGCAUACUUCUGUCCUUACUUGAUUCCAUCAUGUGGACUUCAUUGAGUAUGUUUAUGUUGUUGUAUUUUGUGUUCGAAGUUCCAUACUUAAAUUGGAUCUUGCUUGUUUUAUUUAAA